Messenger RNA from Rhopalosiphum padi (bird cherry-oat aphid), 9795 nucleotides. RefSeq names its product neuroligin-4, Y-linked-like. The record is from RefSeq and is a predicted model, not a curated record. The transcript has 11 exons. Gene Ontology annotation, biological process: postsynaptic membrane assembly; chemical synaptic transmission; neuron cell-cell adhesion. The coding region runs from base 1134 to 4163 and encodes 1009 amino acids. Gene Ontology annotation, molecular function: neurexin family protein binding; signaling receptor activity. Gene Ontology annotation, cellular component: synapse; cell surface; postsynaptic membrane. Lineage: Eukaryota; Metazoa; Arthropoda; Insecta; Hemiptera; Aphididae.
GUUUCGUGGACCGAUUUCAGUCUUGUGUGCGGUCGCGUGUCGUUCGUUUCGCGUUCCAAUCGUCUACCGCCCGACGCGAAUAUUGUAGUCCAUCGAACCUCUAUGGAUAUCACAACAUCAAUGAUAACGAUAUAAUAUUUCGCGUGUUCCGUUUCAUUUGUUGUUAAAUCGUUUUCGCCGCCUCCGCGGAGAACGCGUUUCGCAGUGAUAUUUCUGAUAGCCGAUUCUUGAAUGCUGACCAGAUCGGUCCGGAUUUUUGUAUAUUUUUUUGUUUUGACAUCGUGUUAGACGUUUACGGGUUAUCGGAAAUUGUCGGUUUCAAUAAAAUUAACUAUAUAUAUAUAUAUUUUGACGAGAAAUAUUGAGGGUGUAUUUUUCAAGCGUUAUCGAAAUUCGUCGUCGUGAACUUUGGAUAAACUAUUCGUCAUCCAUAAAAUAAGUAAUUUGAAUGAAUAUUAUUCUUAUGACGUUGGGUUCAUUGUUUCAACAAAAGAAAAGGUUAAGGAAAUAGUAUAUACCCUGAGCAAUCGAUACGUCUUAUCCUUUCCGGCCUUUGCCGCGGCGGUCGUGCAGUUGUUCCGGUCAAACGCUUCGUGUCGCAGACCCUACUCCAUCCAUAUAUAGUAUUAUAUAUACUACAUCGUAUCCGCGUUUAUUUCUGACAGCGCUCGUGACGAGAUCGUUUCGCAGCGGUCACCCACGAUCAGAUCGGCCGUCGAAUGAACACGUUGGACGACGGUGACCGCGAAUCCAGUUCGCCACUGGACUUUGGUGUGGCGGACGUGAUAACGACCACUAUCGUGUACCUGACGUGCACCGUCGCGGUAUACGUGCUGUGCACAUUCGUCGAAGACGCCGUUGACGAACCGACCACGCAAACGCCGGACGGCACCGGGACACCGGCCACGGCACCGCCGUCGGCGUCAGUAGCGUCGGAGACGUCAGUCGCGGGAACAGGAGCCAGUGGAUCCGGGACAGCGUCGCGUCCGCCACCGACGCACGCGCCUACUCAGUCGCGGCCGACGCCGCCGGACGCGGGCCAACCGCCGGCGGAAACGGGAGACGCGUCGCAGGCCACGGUACCGGAAGACAUGGGACGUGAGAAACGCCGACGGUGAUCGGUGCCGCGGCCAAUGAUCGGCCAACCGACCGCGAACGCCGCGGCAGUGGCGCUGACCGUGGCGAUCGUGGCCGUGGUCGCGCUGUGGACACCCGCCGCAUCCGCGGCCACGCUCACGCGGGUCGUGCAGACCCGAUACGGCAAGCUUCAAGGCGUGGUGCGCACCGUGGACGCGUCCGUGUCAGCGGCCGCCGGCGGCACGCCGUCCGCCACCGUCGACACGUUCCUGGGCGUGCCAUAUGCCACUCCGCCCGUCGGCUCCAACCGGUUCGGACCCACUCGCACCCCGUCGCCCUGGGACGGCGUCCGGAUGGCCGACGCUCCCGGCCCAGUGUGCCCGCAACGCUUGCCCGACGUGUCCAACGAGACGGCAGCCCUGAACCGCAUGCCCGUAGGACGGCUCGUCUACCUCAAGCGUCUGUUGCCGUACCUGCGCAACCAGUCCGAGGAUUGCCUGUACCUGAACAUCUACGCCCCGUCCCAAGGGAGUAGAAUCGUCCGCAAGUAUCCCGUACUGGUUUUCAUACACGGAGAAUCGUACGAGUGGAAUUCCGGAAACCCGUACGACGGACGAGUGUUAGCCAGCAACGCGGAAUUGGUUGUCGUCACGUUAAACUACAGGCUCGGUAUAUUAGGAUUUUUGAAUGCUAAUGGUUCACCUAACACAAGAGCUCGAGUGGCCAACUACGGUCUCAUGGACCAAAUAGCUGUACUCCAUUGGGUGCAGCAGAAUAUCGCUCUAUUCGGCGGUGAUCCGGAGAAUGUUUCUCUGAUGGGUCACGGGCCCGGAGCCGCUUGUAUAAACUUCUUAAUGAUAUCGCCGACUGUGGUCCCAGGACUUUUCCGUCGAGCGAUACUUCUGUCGGGCUCUGCACUGAGCAGCUGGGCUCUAGUCGAGGACCCCGUGUCAUACGCAUUGGACCUGGCCAAACAGGUGAACUGUACAACUGACGGGACCGGAAACAACCCGGAACCAAUUGUGGACUGUCUGCGGGAAGUGCCCCUAGACCUGUUGAUGUCCGCCGGCGUUGCGUUACCUACAUACCUAAGCGCGUUUGGUCCCAGCGUCGAUGGGGUAGUGGUCAAGAGCAACUACCAGGAAGACGUUAUCACCAAUCUGCUGCCCGAAUUUGACGGGUACAGUGGAUCCAGCGUAGCUUUUGGCGCCCGCAAGUUUCAAAAGUUCGAAUUUGGUAGUGGCAUCAACAAGUAUGACCUGCUGUUUGGCGUCGUCACGAGUGAGGCGCUCUGGAGGUUCAGCUCCAAUGACAUACAGGCUGGCUUCGAGGGUGACCGUCGAGACAAGAUCCUGCGUACGUAUGUCCGGAACGCAUACAGCUAUCACUUGUCCGAGAUAUUCUUCACCAUCGUCAACGAGUACACGGACUGGGAGCGGACUGUCCUGCACCCGAUAAACACCAGGGACGCGACGAUUGCGGCGCUCAGUGACGCCCAGUACGUUGCACCACUGGUGCACACGGGUGACAUGCUCAGCCAGCCGAAGACACCGGCCGCCGACGACCUCAACAAGGAUCGGAGGACCAAAUCGUUUUUCUACGUGUUCGACUAUCAGACCAGGGACGGUGACUAUCCACAGCGGAUAGGUACUGCCCACGGAGAAGAACUUCCAUAUAUGUUCGGUGCUCCAAUGGUAACUGAUGGCAUGAAUCAUUUUUCCAGAAAUUUUACAAAAUCAGAAGCUUUGUUGUCUGAUGCUAUGAUACUCUACUUAGGAAAUUUUGCAAGAACCGGGGAUCCCAACGAUCACGAUGAUAAGCCAGAUUCCGGAUCCAAAGAGCGGAACAGGUUUCGGAGCGUCACAUGGGAUGAAUAUGAUCCGGUGCAUCAAAAGUAUUUAGAAAUAAGCAUGAAGCCCCGGAUGAAGAACCACUUCCGGGCGCACCAGCUGUCCGUGUGGCUGCGACUCAUACCGGAACUGCACCGGGCCGGCAUGGAGGACGUGAUGCUGCGGCACAACCUGUUCCGGAACCACGACGACGCAGAACUGUACGAGGGCGUGGUGCGGCCGGAUCCGCUGUCCAGGCGCGCGCCCCAGCGGGCCACGGUAAACCGAUUCACGGCAAACGGCACGGUGGCCGAGGUGGUGCAGUCGCUGACGACCACGGGCCGGCCGCAGUGGCCAGCUGCCGAAGCGACCACCUGCCUGCCACCGGCGCGCGGCUCAAACGCGGCUAACGCGUCCACGUCGGCCGAGGACGCGCUGGCCACGCUGGGCGCGGCCGGUUACGCGGCCUACUCGACGGCGCUGCACGUGACCAUCGCGCUCGGCGUGUCGCUGCUAGUGCUCAACGGCCUAUUGCUGGUGAUCAUAUGCUACCAGAAAGACAGGUUCAAAUGCUUACAACACAACCAGCAGCACCAGCACCAGCAGACGGCCGGCGGCCAGGAGGACUCGGUCAGGUACAAGGCGGCCGCCGUGCCGGACGACAGACAGUCGGCCGCGGUGACGGUGGACAAGGCGGGCGGUUACGACGGGCGCCAUCAUCAUCUGCAGCACCAUCACCAUCCACCGGGGCAGCAGAUGCACCUGGCCGCGGACGCAGUGGCCGUGGAUAUGGAACAGCGACAUCACCACCAUCACGGCACCGGUGGCGGCCACCAUCAGCACCACCACAUGCAUCACCACCACGUGCCGACCGCACAACACUCCGUGCCGCCGCCGCAGACGACCGCGUCUGCGACGUCAACUACCGCGGCGACGGCGCAACAACAGCAGCUGUCGGCGGCCACGGCGGCGGUGCGCGCGGCGGCCGGGCACGACAUGACGUUCCCGAAUGCGGCCAAACCGUCGUCCAGGCUUUUGCACGACCACCAGAUGAUCGGCGGGGGCGGCUGUCCGCCCAACGGGUCGUUGGUGCACGGCACGCUGCCCAAACCGCCGCCGCCGCCCAGGUCGUCGGUGGGAGUGCAGUCGCAGGAGUCGCAGCCGCUGCUCGUGCAGCAGGGCGUGGGCAUUGGUCAGAUGCCCAAAACCGGUACGCUCAAGAUGCCCGUGGCCGCCAUGAGCGAGAUGAGGGUCUGACCGUCGCUCAGGUCGCUUCUUCUGCGCAUGCCUAUCAGCACAGUCCGCGGUGUGUUAUGAAGUACGGCGGUCGUUGUACUACGUCAUCGUCGUGUCGUUGUUGCGGUUGUGGUCGACCGUGCGAUUAUCAUAAUAACUUGACAUUAGAUAUGACGUAACACUUCCGGCUUGAAAAAAUAAUACCGCGGCCAAACAUACUUCCGGAUGGCCCUCCUCCGACGCGAUUCGCCGGUCAACACGCGUGUCGAGCUUAUGACGUAUUCGUACCGCGAGCUCUUAUGAUACCGUAUACCUCUGUUGGUGGUAUCAUUACCGUGUAAAUAAUAAUAUAAAUAUUAUAUCACAUAUUAUUUAAUCGUUUAUUUCGAUACACGUUAUUAUAAUAUCAUAUUACGCAGAUGAUUCGUCUCUGUCGUAUAUAAUAUAGAAAACGGUGUUGUACUAUUAUUAUAUUGUUUCGUUUGUCUUAAAUAGAAUAUAGCACUAUAAUGUUAUUAUUCUAAUAGAAUAUAUUUAGUAUGAGCGAUCGCGUUUAACUAUAAAACCCAACGGUUUUGUAGUCUUAUUCUUACCUAUUGUAAUAUGUUUGUGUCCACGUCGAGAGUUUUAUGCCGAACGAGCGACGGUGGCUAAUAUAGUCCGAUCGUCAGAUACGAUAUUAUUAUAUACGAUAUAAUAUUUGUACCUAUUCUGCAAUUUAAACAUGUCUCGACUUAUUUAUAAUUCGCGUUUUCAAAAAUAUCAUGAUAACAAAGAUUUGAUUUCUAACGAUCGUGUUAUAUAAGUUCUAGCAGACAAUUCAAAUAGGUAAACAAAAGUUGUUUGUUAAAUCGUAUAUUAUGUAAUGUCGAGGAAGUAGAGAACUCCCCUAAAUCCGAUGAUUUCAUCAUUUGUUAGGAGAUUUAUUAUGACUCUAGUAGGUUUAUCGUUAAGCUGUAAAAAAAAUCAUCAUAAUAUUUUAUGUUGAUGUAGGUACCUACUAUCAAAUCAAACAGUAAAAGCUGCUCAACAAAUGCGACAUAACAAAACUCUUUGAACAGUACAUAUUUAUUAAUAAUACAAAUAAUUAAUGCUAAUAUAAAAAACGAGAAGAACUAAAAUAUGGAAAAUAUAUUUUUGUUAUUGUUAAAUAGACAGUUGAUAUAAACUUUAGAGUAACUGAUUUACAUCCGUUUAAAAAAUAUAAACUUUAUUUUAACUAUUCAACUAAACUUUAUUAUUAUAGCUUUCAAUUGAUAUUUAAGUAAACAAAUAAAAUGUCUUAACUAUUGUUGUAUUAUUUACUUUAUUGAUUUCACGUUGAAUUUAAAAUUUUAAGUUAAAAUCUGAUACAAUAUUAUAACAACCUGUAACUACCCGCCAGUACCACAGAAAACAAUAAUAUUUUGUUAUUGUGACUUUAAUUCGUCUACCGUUACGUUUACGUCUGUUUUAUCAAUACUUUAGGUAGAUAAUAUUAUAGUUUCACGCUCUAUACGCAUUUCCGGCGCACUCUAUAUUCCAUAUAUGUCAAAAUUAUACAUAUAUUUCUAAGAAAACUUCCUAUACCUGCUAUAAAAUAUAUAAAAAAAACAUUAUUACAUAAUAUACACGUGUAGACACACGCCUGCAACAACGCGUGUAUUUUAAGAAGAUAAUCUAAUUCAACAAUUCCGAUUUAUCUUAUGUUCGCAAUCAUUAUUAUAGGCCCAUUAUUAGAUUAAAAUAUAAUAUCAUGUUAUAUUAUAGUAGUAAUUAGUGCGCACUGGAUAAAGUCAAUCGACAUACAGCGUAAGUAAUAUCAAUUCACUUCACAUUAUUUGAUUUUAGUUUUUUACGCCGCCGAGUAUACAAAUCGUAGUAGAUUUUUCAGAAAACAAUGUUUACCGUCAUUGUUAUUAUAUUUCACUUCGAGAGUAACGCGAGCAUAAAAAAAAACAUAAUUUAUAUUAAUGAGUUAUUCGGUUGCGCCACACGGACGGAAGGACUCCUGACAUUAACCAUUUGACUUCCAAAAAUAAAUAAUUAUAAAAUUAAUUAGAAUAAUUGCAUUGAAUCUGGAUACUAGUUCACGCGCCGUAUUAUAUUUCUGGCUAUUUUGUUUCAUUGUAGGUACAUAAUACUAUAAGUAUAUUACAAGUUUUCAUUGCUGAUGUUUCUGUUGCGAGUCUGAGAGAUCAGUUAAGAUAGUUCAGCUAUCUAAGAUUAUUCCUUUGCUUGGUAGUUCAACUACCAAAGAGGAAAGAUCUUUAGUUGUCAGAGAUUCCCUGCUAUUUAGUCCAGAAGCUAUCUAUUUGAUCAAAAACAUAGACAUAGACCUAUAAUAUCUGAGUCAAUAAUAUAUCUUAUUAACUUUACAAAUAGUUUAUCACUUCACCUACUACUCUGUUAAUUAUAUACUAAUAUUAUUUUAUUUUAUAUUUUUAUGAUUUAUGAAUUAUUGUUGAUGGCCAUACCAGAAUAAUAAAUGGUUAUUUAUUUUGUUUCGUCAUCAUCAUCAACGUAAUUGAAUAUUCUUCAGCAGUCAUUGACAAAAUUGCCGAUAUUGUAUACGUAUCUAGUAUUAUUAUAUAUUGUUUUUUUGUGAUGACCGUAUUAGUUAAUUUUAUAACUAUUUAUUUUGAAUAUAAAUCUUGAUGUUUUUUUAAGCAAAUAGUAUACUACGAGUACAUGUUCAUAUUUUGUAAAAAAAAAAUUAUAAUUUUUUGAAUUUAUGAUAUUUCACGAUAUCAUAAUAAUAGUAUAGGCACUCUAUAAUCAUUAUGAUCAACUUGAAUCAUGAUAAUUUCAAUCGGAAAUUAAACGAUUUUUUUCAUCGUGGAACACUGUAAUUGAAUUAAAAAUAAUUUAUGACUAAAUCAUUUUUAUUUGUGCUCCAUACAGCAAAUUAUUGACAAUUGUUUGCACAUACACAUGUAUAUGCGCAAAAAACAACAUAAUAAUCAUAUUAUUUAUUGUUGAUAGUUAAACUUGUGGUUACAAAUGUUGCUUUCGUUGUGAUCUAAAACUAAAAAUAAAAUGUUAAACAGGAAGAUAGGUAAUUUUAUCGUUUUGGCAUACAUUCAUUAAUUGAUUGAACAAUUGUGAAUUAUUAUCACACGUACAAUUAUAUGUACAUUUUAAUUAAAUGAAUCACGGAAACCAUUAUCCGAAUUUGUCGACAUCCACGAAACACAAUUAGCCUUAUUUUGAUUAAAUAACUAGAUAUUCAACCACGACACAUGUCAAUUAUAUUAUGAGCCCAAAUCUAAAACCAUAAUAUUUUCAAUGAUUAGGUAUAAUAAUUUUGCGACAAACUAUCACCAAAAAAACUCUACAGCAGUGAUUUAUUUUAUGAUUAUAACAAUUUUUAGUCAGAUUCAAUAACGUAUUCCACUAAUCUAUCGCUUAUAGAUACGUUUUAGAAUAUUCGUAUAUAUGUUUUAAGAUUUUUUUUGAAGCUCGUAAAAAAACAUAAAAUUAAAUAAAUGGGAGGUGGAUAAUUGAUGACAUAAUGUAGAAGAACAAGUAAAAUUGAAAACAAAAAAACAAUAUUCUUGUUAUCCUAUGGUUUUUCCUUUACAGAACCAUCGGUAUAAAAGUUUUUUUCUCUAGAACUACAAACAUAAUAAUAAAACAAAAAACUUUUCUUAUUACUUUGACCGUAUUAAAAGUUUGUUAUAAUUUAUUUAACAGAAAGGUUAAAGUGAUUUUUUUUACGUAAAAAUCUUUUAAAAAAGAAAUUUAUAUAUAUAUACAUAAUAUUAUCUUCUUAUUUUUAUUAUACAAUCAUUAUGAAUCAAAUAAAAAUAAUAUAUAUUUAAAACAAAUUUGAUUGAUUUUAAAUAAAAGUAUAAAAUAUGGUGGUUGGUACUUAUAGAAUUUUUCAGAAAUUAUAUCAUGCAGUAAUUAGGUUUUUAAUAUAAAUAUAUACGGUAAUAUUUAAGAAAAAAAAUAAUAAUUUAGUUCAUGCCAUUGAGUAAUGAAACAUUACCUCUAAGUAAUAAAUAUAACCAACUUUUGUACAUAAAUUUGUAUAGUGUAAAUAUUACAUUACUAAAAAAAUCUUGUAAUAAUAACUAUAACAACAUAAAUAUACCUGGAUAUUUUUAUGUUUAAUAAUUUAUAUUUUCAUUAUUAAUCACGACUUUCAUAGCCAAUAACAGUUGAAAACCGUAUACAUUUGUAUUAGUAAUUAUUUAUAAUCAUUAAACAAAUAAUUUUUAAAGACAUAUUUUGAAUUAUUUUUUUUCCAAAUAUCCAUGCAAUCGAUUCGAUGUAUUAUUAUAAAUGUGUAAUAAUAUAAAUUAUUAUUGCAACGUUACUACAUUUUUUGUUUUAAAAUUCGGCCAUCAAAACACUAUAAAAAUAUAUUUGUUCAAUAUAAUCUUAUCGACUCCAAUUCUAUGUAAAUACGUAUUUAAUCGAAACAAUAAUAACCCGAUAAAAACUUAAACAAAAAUAAUAUGACGUUCUCGUCCCAAAGUGUCAACGAACUAAGUUUAAAAUAAAAAAAAAACCCCGUUUACCUAUGUAUUACUAUAGUGCAGCGGUUCCCAAACUUUUUUUUCCGCGGUGCCUUUUUUUCGACCCAAUUUAACCACAGUACCUGCUGUGAAUAACACGAAAGACAGAACAAAAAAAAUACUCAUUGAUAACCAAUUUUACGUAGACCACGGUGCCCUUAGAAAGUGCUUGCUGUGCCCCUAGGGCACCGCGGUGCACAGUUUGGGAACCGCUGCUAUAGUGUCACUAUAAUAUUAUCAUUACCUGUCGAUAUUUAUUGUAUUAUGACAGGUAGAUGGCUAACCGUAUUGUAGAUAACCGAACGAUAAUAUAAUAAUAUUGAAAUUAUUUCGCGAAAUACGCUGUCGGAAAACUUUUAAUAUGUCUGAGCAUAAUUUAUUGAAGUACAUACAUGGAAAUCGCGUCGCUAUAUUAUAAAUUAUAAUACACAAUAUUAUAUAGGUGUAUUGUACCUAUAUUAAUUAAAUUAGUUUUUUUAUUAUUUAAAGUUGAGUGUAAUAAAUUGCAUUUUUAAUUUAAAAUACUUUAAUAGUUUAACGAGUGUUUUCUUUUCGUAUUAUAAUAAUCAUUCUACAGUCGAAAUGAUUUUGACUAAAAGUUAAUAUGUAGUUUUCAAUAUUCCGAGAAUACUAAUUGAUAUGCAUAAUAUUUUAAUAUUAUUAUUUGAUAAAGUUUAUGAAUAUUGUUUUAAUUUUAAAGAUGACUUAUUGCGUAUUUUCUUUCAGAAAAAUUAGUUUGCUAGAUACCUAUUCCUUACGUAAUAGCUACUAUUUAACUAAUAUUUUGAUAUUAUAUGUAAUAUUUGGGUGUUUGUUAUGUUCUCGAUCAAUAUCUGUAUUGUGUAAUGACAGAUAGGCAAGCAUUUUACUGUAUGAAAUAUUCAUUGAACUACCAAAAUUUGUAAAUACAAUUUUCGUACCUUUUUAUGUUUAUUUAUAUUUAAAAACUAGCAAUUAAUAUAUAUAUAUAUAUAUAUAUAUAUAUAUAAUUUAUUAUUAUUGUAAACUAUUUUGUAAGUAGCAUCUAUAAUAUUAUAUUUGUAUAAUGUCUAUCACUGUUAAAAAAACAAAAUUAAAAAAAAAUAUUGUGAACUUAAACUAUCAAAAUGUUGUUAUUGUAACUAUUAUACACUGUUAAGAAAUUAUUA